AAGGAAUUGUCUUUGUCGCACUAGUGGCGUGGCUCGUUUAAGCCGGUAGUUGAGGCGCUGAGGGAAGCUGUAGUGGGAGUGUUCGAAGAUUCGUUUUGUUGAAGUUUGCUGCUAAAGAUGGCAGACCCAGAUGUCCUCACCGAGGUUCCUGCAGCAUUGAAGAGGCUAGCCAAGUACGUGAUCCGGGGGUUUUAUGGCAUUGAGCAUGCUUUGGCCUUGGACAUCUUGAUCCGGAACCCCUGUGUGAAAGAGGAGGAUAUGUUGGAGCUGCUCAAGUUUGAUCGGAAGCAACUUCGAUCAGUUUUGAAUAAUUUAAAGGGAGAUAAGUUCAUCAAAUGCAGAAUGAGGGUAGAGACUGCUGCAGAUGGGAAAACCACUCGCCAUAACUACUACUUUAUUAAUUAUCGUACUCUUGUUAACGUGGUAAAAUAUAAAUUGGACCACAUGAGAAGGAGGAUUGAAACUGAUGAGAGAGAUUCCACCAACCGGGCUUCCUUCAAAUGUCCUGUCUGUAGUAGUACUUUUACGGACUUAGAAGCUAAUCAGCUCUUUGAUCCUAUGACAGGAACUUUCCGCUGUACUUUUUGCCAUACAGAGGUAGAAGAAGAUGAAUCAGCAAUGCCCAAAAAAGAUGCACGCACACUUUUGGCAAGAUUUAAUGAACAAAUUGAGCCCAUUUAUGCUUUGCUUCGGGAAACAGAGGAUGUGAACUUAGCCUAUGAAAUACUUGAGCCAGAACCCACAGAAAUACCAGCCUUAAAACAAAGCAAGGACCGUGCAGCAACCACUGCUGGAGCUGCUGGCCUGGCAGGUGGGCACCACCGGGAAGCAUGGACCACCAAAGGUCCCUCCUAUGAGGACUUAUACACUCAGAAUGUUGUCAUUAACAUGGAUGACCAAGAAGAUCAUCGAGCCUCACUAGAGGGCAAAUCUGCCAAAGAGAGACCCAUUUGGUUGAGAGAGAGCACUGUCCAAGGAGCAUAUAAUUCUGAAGAGAUGAAGGAAGGUGGCAUAGAUAUAGAUGCGUUUCAGGAGCGUGAGGAGGGCCGUGCAGGGCCAGAUGAUAACGAGGAGGUCAUGCGAGCACUGCUCAUUCAUGAGAAGAAGACCCCCUCUGCCACAGCAGGCUCAGUGGGGGCGGCUGCUCCUGUCACUGCUGCCAAUGGCAGUGACUCGGAGAGUGAGACCAGUGAGUCAGACGAUGACUCCCCACCUCGACCAGCAGCUGUGGCAGUGCAUCAUCGGGACGAGGACGACGAGGAGGACGAUGAGUUUGAGGAAGUAGCAGAUGACCCCGUUGUUAUGGUGGCUGGCCGACCAUUCUCCUACAGUGAAGUGAGCCAGCGGCCAGAGCUAGUGGCCCAGAUGACACCAGAGGAGAAGGAAGCAUACAUAGCAAUGGGACAGCGCAUGUUUGAGGACCUCUUUGAGUGAGCUUUCCCUAUCUUUUCUUCCUUUCUCCAAUGCUAAUUUCAAAAAGAAAUUCCCUACCUUUGAAGAAAAGUGUUUAAGUGGUGUUCUGCCUUUCUUGAAGUAAAGAGCUCAAGAAUAAUGGGAGAGAAAGUUUGAUUUUUAUGCCAGAAGCUUCCCCAAAGGUAGGUUGGCUAUAAGCAUUUCCUUCCCUGUUAUUACUACAGUAUUAAUACCUUGCUGUAUUUCAAAUUUACCUAAUCUUUGCCCCAUUUUUCUCCCCUUCUGAAAUGAAUGCAGGCAGUCUUCCUGUCUGCCUGUAGAAGCCCACUAUGACAGGUUAUACGAAUUCACUGAUCACCUCCGUUUUGUUCUCACCAAGGAUUCCCAACAGUUCCUGGUAUUGCUGCCAAGAAGUUUGGCAACAGGCGAAUCAAUGAUGAGUGACAGAAAAAAAAAAAAUCUUAAAACUUCUUAUUGCCACACAGUUGAGGAUUGGAGUCAAUAUAUAAGACUCUGAUGAAAAUUUGUGUCUUUCGAGCUGACUUGACUGAUAGUGUGUUGUUUUGCUUCAUGCCUUUUGGUUUGGCUGUUGGAUGAUAGAAAACAGAACGUAUACUUGGUAAGCCCUUGUGAAAUUAGGAAAAAAAACAUGGAUGUAGGACGAGUUCCUGUACAGGGUUGGAGAGUGGAGAGCAUUGGGAACAGUGCCUUUUAGAAUUGCCUGAAUUUGUGCUGAUUUGGACAUCCUUUAUGGAAAGCUGAGACUGGUUCCCUUCUUUUUCCUAUCUUCUACAGUGGUAUAAAUUGUUGAAUGAGGCCAUUCCAGCAGAAAUCAGUAUAUAAAAAUUAUUACUCCUCUCUUUUUUUUCCUUUCUCAACAUCAUUGAAGGCCUUCUUUGUCUCUCUUUUGAUUCUUGUCCGACAUGGUGUUUUAGAAUGCAUCUAGUGCAUCAUUGAACAUUGUAACCUCAAGGAAUGUAGCUUACUUUUGGUUCUGAUGUAUAGCAUGGUAUUAUUCCCUAAGGCAGAACUUUAAAAAUAAAGAAUAUUCAUGCAAGGGUCUAUAGCAAUUGUAUUUUUUUUGUAAUAUUUUUCCUUGCAUUAUAAUUUUUAAGUAUUUAUCAUAUUAUAGUACACGUGUGAAGAUAGAUUUUAGAGUAUCUGAGCCUUGUAUGAAGUGAUGUUUCAUUUACUUGGGUUGUAUUAAUGAUUGAAUAUUGACAAUAAAUCUAUUUUAUACCGACCAAAA
Panthera uncia (snow leopard) is the source of this 2662-nucleotide messenger RNA. It is a transcript of the gene GTF2E1, whose product is annotated as general transcription factor IIE subunit 1. The transcript is spliced from 5 exons. Lineage: Eukaryota; Metazoa; Chordata; Mammalia; Carnivora; Felidae. Gene Ontology annotation, biological process: transcription initiation at RNA polymerase II promoter; transcription open complex formation at RNA polymerase II promoter. Bases 118 to 1434 code for a protein of 438 amino acids. The record is from RefSeq and is a predicted model, not a curated record. Gene Ontology annotation, cellular component: transcription factor TFIIE complex.